Molecule: messenger RNA, 3085 nt
Organism: Punica granatum (pomegranate)
Lineage: Eukaryota; Viridiplantae; Streptophyta; Magnoliopsida; Myrtales; Lythraceae
Source: RefSeq, a predicted model, not a curated record
CUGGCUCCACAGAGGAGUAGUGCAAUAAGGAGUUUUGGGUCAGUAAAACUGAGCGUAGAAGCCCCUCACAGAGCCAUCCAAACCAGACCAAAGCAGCCGGAGGGAGUCGAUGACCUGAGACCAAAGAAACAAAAAAUAGUGAGAAAGGCAUCUGUAUGUGCUGGUACCGUAAAUCCAACCAAAAAAAAGGUAAUAUUUUGUUAAAUGCAUAUAUAUGUGCUAGUAUCCUUAAAUUCAACAAGUUUUGGUCAGAGAGUGCCAUCAAUGAAACACUGGAAGAUUUUGGUUUUGCCCCGAAGAAGUUCCAUCCUUUUUUUUUUUCCCGGUGAAUUUGUCACGAACACGAAGAAGUUAGGGCUAUGCUCUCCCCUUUCACGUCUUCCCUGACUAACCCGGACAACUUGCUACCAGCAAUUAAUUUUUUUUCUUUCUUUCUUAUUGGGGUUGAAGAAUGCCUUUAGAUUGGACAAACAGAUACAGAGGAAAAGUUUGGUUUUCUUUUUUUUUUUUCUAUUUUUUUUCCUUUUUGCUCCGUCAAUUAAUUAAGAUCAAUUUUACUGGUCUGGCAAACAUCAGAGUACAAAAUGGCGUGAGGAGGCUUUGAGAUUGUGAUUUCUGUGGGAGACUUCCUGUUUUCCCAUGAAUGCUUCUUUGUGUUUAUGUGCAAUCACUUUUUAACCGCAUCUUACCCCUUGCAACGUGCAGAGAGCUUUAACUUUCAAUUAUUGAUUGCAACAUAGAUAUUCCGGGAAAUUACGGGGAAUGAAGUGACUACCAUUAUAUAUAUAUAUAUAUAUAUAUGUGCAUAUUUAUAUUUAUAUCCCAUAGACUCGGUCAGCAGUCUCUAGCCAUCCUUUCUCCUCCACCAUGUCUAAUUUCUCUCUUGCCUUCGUACGUACUUUCUACCUCGUCCAAAUAUAUAAGCUCCCUCUGAUCUGUCACUCCAACUAUAGGAGGACUUAAUUCACUGAACACAAACCAAACUUUUCCCAUGGCUUCAUCUUGCUGCUCAAUCACCUCCUCUUUCUUCCUCCUCCUCUGCUUCCUGCUCAGCAAUUCUUCCAUAUCUGAAGCUGAACAAUGGCCCGAAUAUCGGGCUAACGCCUGUUAUGUUCCCUCCAACGACCGCCUUUAUUUCCAGAACGUCAACACCCUGCUUUCCGCUCUGACCUCCAAAAGCAUUUCCGACUAUGAAAAAGGGUUCGCCUACGACAUGGAAGGGCAGGGCCCCCCGGACCAGGUCUUCGGGCUCUACCUCUGCCGUGCAGAUCUGAGGUCGGCUUCGUGCCAAGCCUGCAUCUCCAAUGCAGGUCAAAGGAUCCUCAAGGCCUGCCCCGGGAUGAAAGAUUCCACAAUAUGGUACGACUUGUGCAUGUUGACUUACAACUACCAACCAAUCAUCUCCACCGCGAGGUUUAGUACAUAUGCCUACUGGUAUGAAUAUAACAUGUCGGAUGCCACGGCGACCAGCUUCAACGAGUUGCUGGAGGGGAUGCUGGAGGCCCUGAUCCCAAAGGCUGCCACUGGCCAACUGGCAGGUAAGAAAUUCGCGGUGAACAGAACCAUCUUCACAGCGUCACAGACGCUGUAUAUGCUGGCUCAGUGCAGGCCUGACUUGAAGGCUGCCGACUGCAACCAGUGCCUCCAAGCGGCAGCUACAGUGGACAAGCUUCCUCGAGGAAUAGGAGGGGCAAUGUCCUUUCUCCAGAGCUGUAACAUCCGGUACGGGAACUACUCAUUCUAUAAUGAAACUGCUGUCGCACUGAUGGAAUCGGCGCCAACACCUGCUCUCCGCCGUCCAGGUGUAAUUGUUGCCAUUAUUGCUGCUGCCAUUAGUGUGACUGUGGUGUCAUUCCUCAUCCUCCGCUGCUUCCUACGGAAGAGACAUGGAUUCAAACAAUACAAGAACGAUAUCCAAACUGCUGAAGCCAUACAAUUCAAUUUCGCUGCAAUACGAGCUGCCACGAAUAAUUUCUCUGCAGAUAACAAAUUAGGUGAUGGCGGGUUUGGCGUAGUAUACAAGGGCCGGCUUCAAGAUGGACAAGAUGUGGCAGUGAAGAGAUUGUUUAGGAGCUCAGCUCAAGGCGCUGCAGAUUUUAAGAACGAGGUCGAGGUGGUGGCAAAACUCCAACACAGAAACCUGGUGCGGCUACUUGGGUUUUGCGUGGAAGGAGAAGAGAAGAUACUCGUCUUUGAAUAUAUGCCAAAUAGGAGCCUGGACUACUUCUUAUUCGACUCAGAAAAACGUGGACACUUGGACUGGUCGAGAAGAUAUUUUAUAGUUUCGGAAAUAGCUCAAGGGAUGCUUUAUCUUCAUGAAUAUUCCCGGCUCAGAAUAAUUCACCGGGACCUCAAGAUUGGCAACAUUCUCCUGGAUGAAAAUAUGCACCCCAAGAUUUCAGAUUUUGGAAUGGCGAGGAUCGUCGGGGUUAAUCAGACCCAAGGAACUGCUAGUAAAAUUGCGGGGACAUUGGGUUACAUGCCUCCAGAGUAUGUAAGGGCUGGUCAAUUCUCAGUGAAAUCCGACGUAUAUAGUUUUGGCAUGUUGGUUUUAGAGAUUAUGUCAGGCAAGAAGAACAGUUCCUUUGGUCAUCCAGACAAUGCUGAGGGUCUUCCAAGCUACGCAUGGAAACACUGGACUGAUGGGACACCUAUGGAAGUGCUGGAUCCAAUCUUGAGGGACCCUUGCAAGAGAAAUGAAGUCAUUAGAUGCAUCCACAUGAGCUUGUUGUGCGUCCAGCAAAACCCUGCUGAUCGGCCUACAAUGUCUACGAUAGAUAAUAUGCAUAAAAACUACACAGUUACCUUACCCGACCCUCAACCUCCUGCCUUUGGCUUUUACGGUCCCAACAUUAUUGAGAACAAUGGUGAUGAACGGGCGCCAUCUGCAAACAAAUUGACGAUUACUCAACUCGAACCUCGGUAGAAGAGAGAUACUCUGUAAUAAAUAUUAAUUGAGUUGUGCACAUUACAAGUGCCCAAACAUUCCUUUUCAAGUAUGUUUAUUGGGUAUUAAAGCUGUAUGUAAGUGAAACCCGGUGUUUUGAUAUGCAUAUAUAUGUGCGUGGGUGUGUGGAUUUGUUUA